Messenger RNA from Seminavis robusta, 1783 nucleotides. NCBI's taxonomy places the organism in Eukaryota, Bacillariophyta, Bacillariophyceae, Naviculales, Naviculaceae. The record is from the annotation of a GenBank genome assembly.
CUUCCACGGCACACAACGUCCACGAGCGCAAAAGAAAGCAAUCGCCACAAAUUUCUGUGGCCGGAAUUUGAAAAAGGCCCCUUGAGCUCUCAUCGGAUCAUUGCUGUUGCUGUUGUCGAUUCAUUCCCAUCUUCUAGUACGGUAGCUAUUAAUCGCUCACCCCACCAGUUUGCGUUGGUGGAUAAGAGUGGAGUCGAGUCCCAAAGAGCAGCUGCGAACAACCAACUUGCGUGUAUGCAAAGGAGCGCCUCAUUAUUUCUGUGAGUGAAACCGAGAAACGUGCCCCGUGCUUCUCUUCCCGGAAGGUUCAGCCAUAUCUUCUUUUGUGAAAAUCACAACGCCAAAAGCAGAAGCACGCUGACCAGGACACGAUCGAAUUGAGACAAAACAAUCAAAAUAGAUAAGCAAACAAAACAACAAUGAGCGCCAUGAAGUCUCUUCCUCACACUCCCGUCGCAAGUACCGCCAGCACCAUCACAGCCACCAUGAUGGCCAAGGCUUUCCAGAAGAACCACCACAAGCGUGGGUUGGGAGAGAUGAUGGCUCCUCCGCCCACUCCUACGGCGUAUCCCAGCAACAACAAUUCCUCUUCUUCCUAUUUGGAUUGUCAAUCGUUGCAGUCCUCGUUGAAGCGCGUGCGUCUCUCCUCCAGUCCAGGAGAAUUGCGACUUCAGCGGGACUUGCGCCAUAUGGUCUCGUCAGGCACUUGGGUUCCUCAGCAAGACAACCGACACAAGAACAGCGAAGUCUGGAUGUGGCAUCCUCCGGCUCCUCCCGUCACGGUCAAGGCACACAAUCAACCACCCCCUCCUCACAUUGAAUUGAAAAAGGUGGAGAGUCUGCGCUUACGCCUGACAUUUCAGCACUCCGUCGUCGCGUGGAUUCAAGUGCCACGCAUGUACCCCCAUCGACCACCUCUCAUUAGUCGAAUUGUCUACCAAGACAACUAUGGAGGAAACAACAACAACACAAAACAGACCAUUCAAACCAUUGUCGUUCAUGAAGCACCACCGGGACGAUCCGAUGGUGCCAGUGUCAUUUCUCCAGAAGAUCAGCCACACCAAAUCAAAAACAAUGCGAAUCCCAUUCAUCAAGGAAACACGGUCGUUUACCACAAUUGGUCGCCCGUACAGCGAUUGGGAGAUUUACUCGAAUUUGUCAUUGACACAUUUCGAAAACAACACAAUGAAAUACACGGCACAUACAACAUCAACCUCAACAAUCGCCGUCACUCUUGCGCCAAUGAUGUCUCCUUGACGUACUCGUCGUCCUCACUCUCGUCCAACUCCUCGUGGAGUAGACGAUCCUCGGGCAGUAGCAUCACCACGGCAGCAUCCGCCAACACGGCGGGAUAUCGCACGUCCUCCUCGUCACUCUUUCCAGGGUGGAAUAAUAAAGAAGAACAACACUCUUCCGAUGUAUCCAUGAUCACCACAACACAUUCAAAUUUGGCGUCGGCCUUUUUGACACCCAACCGAUUUGAUAUCGGGUACGACAGAGUUGUUCCUCCCGCCACGAUGGAUCUGGACACUGUGGGCAUUCCACAGCAAGUAUCCAUGAUGGACCUUUAGAUUUGGAAUCUACAGGAUUCAUUCAUUCAUUCCGCCCGUGCGACGAGGCGCUCUUGUGGUGACUUUUCCCCUUCUGGUGACAAGCAAUUUUGUUCGGUCCCAGGAUAUUGGUUGGCAGGGUGGGUGGAUGGAUGGCUUGGUGCAAUGCACUGCAUGCACACGACAACUCCUAAUAAAUCUAAUGAAUAAAAAUAAUAAACCUCACACACAUG